Alosa sapidissima (American shad) is the source of this 2682-nucleotide messenger RNA. RefSeq names its product secretory carrier membrane protein 3 (gene scamp3). The record is from RefSeq and is a predicted model, not a curated record. Gene Ontology annotation, cellular component: trans-Golgi network membrane; recycling endosome membrane. Lineage: Eukaryota; Metazoa; Chordata; Actinopteri; Clupeiformes; Clupeidae. Bases 589 to 1428 code for a protein of 279 amino acids. Gene Ontology annotation, biological process: protein transport. The transcript has 8 exons.
AGCUUGUCCUCUCGCCGCAGUCACAUGACUUGACUUCCUGAAUCCUGCCUUCUCACGAAAAAUUUCACCGCUUUCGUUACUGCAAGGAAAUUGGAAUUCAAAGGGCAGGCCACAAUUAAGCGAACCUUUCGAAGACGACGCAAUGCAGCCUGGAGGACUCAAAAUCACCAGACACUAUACAUGAGAGUAAAUGAAGACAAGGUUGGCUACGUGGCUUGCCAGCUAGCGAGCAACGUAGCGAUAGCUAAUUUCAUUUAACGGUAACGUACGUACGCUAGCUUAGCUGUCUUUUAGCUAUUUAGCUAGCCUUUAGCCAUAGUGCUAACAGCUGUCGUUUAGUUUUAGUGCUUGAUCGAGUGGAGUAAUCACACAACAACCAAUACCAACAAAUCCGUUCAGAUACAGUUAUAAGCGAUUCGAACGUUAAUGCUAACUAAACAUCCUGCUAAGCGGUAUCAUUGAUUAAUCUCCACAGACAUCCACAUUCUCAGGGGUUUUGGAAGGGUAGUAGCUUUCAGAUUCAAGCUAGCUCGCUAGCCGACAUACUAAAGACAUCUUUGUAGUUGUCAAAACCAACGAUAAGGAAUCAUGUCAAAGUACACCAGUUUUCCUGAGCCGAAUGCCGAAGAUCAGAAUCCAUUCCAGGACCCGUCUGUUACCCAACACAGCAGCACCACGGGUUAUGCCACUCUGGACCUGUACAACCCUUUUGACAACAAGACAGUGCAGCCACCCCCUCCUUACGAGGCCACAGUGCCCAAUGCACCUCCGCCCGCUCAAACCCCACCCAAUCGGACGACACCCACGGAACCACGCAACUAUGGAUCCUACACCAACCAGAACGAGGAUAGUUCUGCCUCGGGCUCAUAUGUCCCACCCAUUCUGCAAUCAACAGCCAGCCCACCUGGAGAUACUGUAUGUGUUUGCCCUCCCACUUUGCAUAUAGAGGCAACCUUGAGUCUAGGCAAAAAAAAAAAAAUCAAAUGCCCUUGCUCGCUCUAUGCCUGCCCUGCGUGCAGUAAUCAUAAUUGGUACAGGCCCGUGUACAAAGCCUUCAGGAGUGACAGCUCUUUCAACUUCUUCGCCUUCUUCUUCGUUUUCUUUGCCCAAGUCGUCUUCUAUGUCAUCAUGACUAUCGGCAUCCCUGGCUGGGGCUUCAGUGGGUGGAUCGUGAGUCUGGCUACUCUGAAGUCCAGCGUUCCUGUUGGGGUGAUAAUGUUGCUGAACGCUAUUCUCUUCACUGGCCAGGCGGCCAUGGGAGUGGUCAUGCUGAAGAAGGUGCACUCCCUCUACAGGCAGACCGGGGCCAGUUUUGAGAAGGCUCAGGCUGAGUUUGCCACUGGCGUUAUGUCCAAUCAGGCCGUCAGGCAGGCAGCGGCAACUGCCACCACCUCUGCUGCCCAGAGUGCCUUCACAGGGGCGCGGUAGAGGUUUGGCGGAAGAGGAGGAGGGUGGGUCUGGGUCGUGCGCUUGUCUGGGACGGCUAGUCCAAGCUGGACAAGUCUUUACAGACACACUGGCCUCAGAUGUAUCGGGACAAACAUUUGUGCAAGGUAGAUUUCCUUUGUUUCUGUCCAUGAUGUCCAUUGUUUAUUUAAAAUAAAAAAUGAAUUAUAAAAGUCAGUAACUGGGUAGUAAGAGUAGAUUGUGUCCCUCAUAAUUUACCUACACGUUUUGAAGAAAAAAAAAAAAAAAAAAAAGAUGUCGAUUAAAUAACAAAAAACACUUAAAGCGCUGUUUGCACGGAUACACCUGAGCGCCAAGAAGUGAUAUCACCAGUUAAUGUUCCGGGGGUGGGGGUGGGAGCCAGGACUAUACCCAGAAACCUACUUGGGGAGAUGGGGAAGAGUGGGAAUAUGAGGGGUCGGGUCGGGGUCGGGGGGGGGGGGGGGGGGGGUGUAGGUUACUGUAAAUGAGAAAUCUGUCAUAAAAGAAAUUCAAUGGAAGACCCACAGGUGGUCUGUUAGCUACUACUGAGAAGUAGAUCCCAAGUAGGGUGCCAAUGCCAUGGCAGUCAGUCUCCCCUUCUGCUGCCAGUGUGCAAGGGUCCAUUUCAUCACUACUCGAGUACCCACAUUAAGGCUGUUAUGGCCUGAUGAUAAUUCAAAGCCACCCCCCACCCCCACCCCAGAGUUCAGUGAAGAUGUGAGAAAUUGCUUUGAGCUUUUUUGCAGUUAUUUUUUUUUUUUUCCAUAAUGGUUUCCUUACCUGAAAAGGCGCUGGUGACUCUUGCAUUUCUGCUCCCAGUGUUCUACCUUUGCUUUAAUUGGCUGCAGCAGUCAGCCAGGCCCUUUCAGUAACAAAUAGCAACACCCAAGCAUUGCUCCUCACAUGAUAAUAAAAAAUAAUAAUAAUAUGUGGAGAUGUGUGGCAAUUGUAUUAUGAAUGCAAGCAAACUGAUGAACAAACAAGAUUGAAUUGCAUGUUGUAUAUUUGGAUGAAGGGGACAUAAAGGCAGAAGAUCAUGUUGCUACAGCUGACGAUGCAGUGUAAAACACACUAGGUUGAUUUAACAUGUAAUUAACUAUGGCUGAAUUGUUCAGGUGUCUGUGGCCAAUGUUUUUAUGUCGCUAACAAUGAGCUCUAACUGGUUUUUAUGUUUUACCUUAUCUUUUUUGUGAUGUGAAGGAGAAUGCCAAUUUAAGUAUUUUUCCAAUGCCAAAAUAAAGAACGACAAAAGCA